UCGGGGAAGCCGUCCGCGCCUAUCACCCGCGGUUUCACUACACGACUCCACUCCAUAUGCAAAAUCAAACGGUCGUGCAUUUGCAAAGCCAUGGCGCAAUACCAAAAUGGCGGUGCUGAGGUACGAUGACUAGCCCUGCAUCCCCGGCAAAUCUGAACGACAGUCUCAUGUGUGUAGAUGAUGGCCGGACUCCCCAUGCACGCCCAGGGCCAGGAGUUUAAUGGGCUGCCCAUGGACGAUGGCAUGCAGUCGAUGGAUCUGGAUAUGGGGUCUCUGGACGGAGCCGAGGGCGGCCAGAACGGCGGCUUCUCCUUCGCGGAUCCACAGAUGCAGGCGGCCAGUGUACCAGCCAGCAGCACCAUGGGCGACAUGCAAAUGACAGGCGCAGGCGCUGGGCCUCUACCGACCGGCUUCGGCGCCCCCAACAUGAACCCCUCUGGCAGCACACUGACCGAGUUCACCAAGCGGCGGAACUGGUCGCAGCGCGUGCUCGAGGAGCUGCGCGACCUGCUGCACAUACUGACUCCCGACGGCAGGAUCCUCUACGUCUCGCCCUCGUGCAAAGCCCUCACGGGCUGGGAGCCCUCGCACGUCAUGGGCCGCUUCAUCAACGAGUUCAUCCACCCCGACGACAUUGGCAUCUUCGUCAAGGAGUUCAACGAGUCCAUCGCCUCGGGCAACCCGCUGCGCUUCUUCUAUCGCUUCCGCAAGACGGAUGACUCGUGGGCCAUCUUCGAGUCCCACGGCCAUCCGCACCUCAGCAGCGACCAGAACACGUUCGCGCCGCCCAACUCCAUCAACUGCCGCGGCUUCUUCAUGAUGGCCCGCCCCUACCCGACCAAGAACGCCGCCCUCCUCGACUCCUUCCUCGAGCACAAGAUCGAGAACGAGCGCCUGAUGAAGCGCAUUGCCGAGCUUAAGCGAGAGGAGCAGGACGAGCAGGACGACUGGGCCAAGAAGAUCGAGGGCACCGCUACCUCCGUCACGCCUUCAGAAUCACACGUCACGCAGAACAUGAGCCAGGCCGAUGCCGCUUCCUAUGCCCAGAUGCCUCCGCCAGCCAAGCCCGUCAUCUCAAACACCGCCCUGACCCGCCAGAACCUCGACGAAGCCCUCGCCGCAAGCAAACCGGACAGUAUCAACGACAAGAUGAUGCGGUACGAGGGCGCAAACCAUCUCGAGACAAUCGAAAUGUUGACCGGUCUUCGGUACAGGGACGGCGAGCGCUCGCAGGGUAUCAGCACCGGCGAUGCAAGCCCGAACCUUAUACGCGGCGACGCUGGCAUACAGAUAUCGCUAGACCGCGAUGGCAGAAAUUCUUCUGACAAGAAAAAGAAACUCAAAAUUGCUGAUGAAUAUGUAUGCACAGACUGCGGCACCUUGGACUCGCCUGAAUGGCGCAAGGGUCCAAAUGGGCCCAAGACGCUAUGCAAUGCGUGCGGACUGCGCUGGGCAAAGAAAGAAAAGAAAAAACAACAAGGUCCUACCAGCAUGCCGAUUGGAAGUGGCAUGAUGCAUACACCAUCAAUGCCAAUGCAUAGCAGUACGGGCAGUAGCUAGACCUACUUGUAUGCUGCAGGCGACCUUGAUGCUUGUUUUUAUUAGUACGAGUGCGAUUUGAUACGGGUUCCGUGGAGUUUCUUGCGGGUUUCUUUAUUCACUAUUUUUACCGGACUUAUAGGCGUCGGGCAUAUCAACGGCGUUGCAUUUGUGGCUCUCCACGAAAUACGGGGCUGAUGUUCUUCAGGAUUGGCAUAUGAUUCCCAGGACCAUGGAUAGAUUCAGGCUUAGCAACGAUACCACCUCUCUGUAACGACAAUUGCAAACUGCGAUAGCAAAUGAUUCGUAUAUCACCAAUCCACAGCGAGCCCUAAGCGAAGACGCUGGAAAGCAGUCUGCGGCAUUGCCAAGAGAUGUGCAACAAGCAUAGUAUACGCGGAAUGGUGAUCCUCCACGAUUACGCUGAGCUAUCGGCAUGUGAGACUUCCACAACUAGUGGAACUUCCCGAAAGAUCUACCAUCAGAUUUUGGGGCUCAUGCGUCCUCGUUUCCCU
Alternaria alternata is the source of this 2054-nucleotide messenger RNA. Its product is annotated as blue light regulator 2. NCBI's taxonomy places the organism in Eukaryota, Fungi, Ascomycota, Dothideomycetes, Pleosporales, Pleosporaceae. The record is from RefSeq and is a predicted model, not a curated record. Bases 181 to 1560 code for a protein of 459 amino acids. The transcript has 2 exons. Gene Ontology annotation, molecular function: protein binding; zinc ion binding; sequence-specific DNA binding. Gene Ontology annotation, biological process: regulation of DNA-templated transcription.